Messenger RNA from Mandrillus leucophaeus (drill), 855 nucleotides. RefSeq lists its product as uncharacterized. The record is from RefSeq and is a predicted model, not a curated record. Lineage: Eukaryota; Metazoa; Chordata; Mammalia; Primates; Cercopithecidae.
AUGGGGACGUUGGUGCUGGGGAAGUGGAGUGAAACUGGACAUGUUCAGCAUUUGUUCGUCCAAAUAGAAUUCCAGGUGCAUAACCACCUACAAGCACAGUUAAGUCCUGAGCUAACUUUAGAGAAACCCCGUGCUUUUUUCCUGAGCGGCCCAUGCCUGCCUUGCUCUGUGGACCCAGAUGCAUUAUGGCACUUGGUACUCAAGGAACACAUUCUUGGCCAUGGGCCAUGGGUCACUCAUUCAGUUUCUCGGUUGCACUGGUAUCAUUUCCAACGCAUUGCUUCUGGUGUGUUCAACAUCUACGUUAUUGGACAACGCCUGGUUGGAGAGUCACUCAUGCUUCUUACAAAGCAACGGGAAAUAUUGGGCACUUCAUCAGGUGACUUCAGGUGUAUUUCUAGAGAUUGUCCAGGUGAGUCAAAGAGCAAAUGCCAUGAAAGAGCCAUCCACAGCCACAAGACCACAAGACGCAGAACCUCUUCUGGCAAAACGGUCCUGCCUCACCCAGAGGUGGCCGAGGACGCCGUUGGAGGACCACAAAGCUGCAAGUGGCUUUCCUGGGUCCUGCAGGGAACAACUGGAGGAUGCUUGGAAGGGAGCCCACAUUGGGUCUCACAGGAGUCUGCAACUGCAGGUCAUGCUGGCAUUAGCCCCUCAUCCUCUGCAGUUCAUCUCAUCCCGGUGAAGACAGCUGGCUGGCCUCAGAGGGUCUCAUCCGCUGAGCAGUACCUCCUCCCGAUUCAGCACAUCCCUGGUGCCAACUUUUUACAUGUGUUCACUUUGAGGAUGCAUUGUGGGCCUGCAAGAAAUGUAAAGCUGUUUGAGGCUUUAUUAAAUUCAAAUUCGAGCUGUUAA